Messenger RNA from Haemorhous mexicanus (house finch), 3128 nucleotides. RefSeq names its product ubiquitin specific peptidase 4 (gene USP4). The coding region runs from base 32 to 2890 and encodes 952 amino acids. The record is from RefSeq and is a predicted model, not a curated record. Gene Ontology annotation, biological process: protein deubiquitination. Gene Ontology annotation, molecular function: cysteine-type deubiquitinase activity. The transcript has 22 exons. Lineage: Eukaryota; Metazoa; Chordata; Aves; Passeriformes; Fringillidae.
CCUCCGCCCGCGCCGGGUCUCGCGCACGGACAUGGCGGCGGCCGCGGCCGGCGGGGAGCGGGCCCGGCCGGACCCGGCGGAACAGCGGGCCGAGCUGGGGCCGCUCCUGGCCACGGCCCUCCGGCCCGGCGAGUCCUGGUACCUGGUGGAGAGCCGGUGGUUCAAGCAGUGGAAGAAGUAUGUGGGCUUCGACAGCUGGGACAUGUUCGGCGCCGGCGAUCCCAACCUCUUCCCGGGCCCCGUCGACAACGCGGGCCUGUUCCCGGGGCCCAUCGACAACUCGGGCCUGUUCGGCGAUCCACAAACUCAGAGUUUGAAAGAACACCUCAUUGAUGAGCUGGAUUACGUGCUGGUGCCCACCGAAGCCUGGAACAAACUAGUAGCGUGGUACGGCUGUAUAGACGGACAGCAGCCUAUUGUGAGGAAAGUGGUGGAGUAUGGGCUGUUUGUGAAGCACUAUAAAGUUGAGGUUUAUCUCCUGGAGCUGAAGCUGUGCGAGAGCAGCGAUCCUGACAAUGUCAUCAGCUGCCACUUCAGCAAGGCAGAUACUGUUGCUACCAUCGAGAAAGAAAUGAGAAAACUAUUCAAUAUCCCGGCUGAGAAGGAGACCAGGCUAUGGAACAGAUAUAUGAGUAACACUUAUGAGCAGCUCAGCAAGCUGGAUAGCACAGUGCAAGAUGCAGGGCUCUAUCAGGGUCAGGUUGUUUUAAUAGAAGUGAAAAAUGAAGAUGGCACGUGGCCUGGACAGCAUUGCCUGGCAAAAUCAAGCACUGCAACUAGCAGAAACUUUACUACCUCUUCAAAAUCAUCAGCAAGUUCUUAUUCCUCAGUGUCUGCCACUUCUGUCAUUACUAACGGUGAUAGCAGUAACUCCUAUGGACUGAACAGCUCCCACCUGGGCAGGGGAGGUUCUGGGUUUGUCUGUAACUCUUACAACUGCAGGGACAGUGCUUCCCUCUCACAACCUGGACUUUGUGGACUCAGUAACCUUGGAAACACCUGCUUCAUGAAUUCUGCAUUACAGUGCCUGAGCAAUACUCCUCCUCUGACUGACUACUUCCUGGAAGAUAAAUACGAAGCUGAAAUAAAUCAGAACAACCCUCUGGGGAUGAGGGGAGAAAUCGCAGAAGCCUAUGCAGAUCUCAUUAAACAGAUGUGGUCUGGGAGACAGUCUCACGUGGCCCCACGUAUGUUCAAAACACAGGUUGGGCGAUUUGCUCCUCAGUUCUCAGGAUACCAGCAGCAGGAUUCCCAGGAGCUCUUGGCUUUUCUGCUGGAUGGCUUGCAUGAGGAUUUGAACCGAGUGAAGAAGAAGCCCUACUUGGAGCUGAAGGAUGCCAAUGGCAGACCUGAUUCGGAGGUGGCAAAAGAGGCAUGGGAGAAUCACAGGCUGAGGAAUGAUUCCAUCAUUGUGGAUAUUUUUCAUGGUCUUUUCAAGUCUACCCUUGUUUGUCCCAAAUGCUCUAAAGUUUCUGUAACCUUUGAUCCCUUCUGUUACUUAACUCUCCCACUGCCCUUGAGGAGGGACCGGCUCAUGGAAGUUACCCUGGUGUAUGCAGACCCACAGCGCAGACCUGUCCAGUACCGAGUUGUGGUGCCAAUGAUGGGGGCCAUCUCGGAUCUGUGUGAAUCACUUUCCAAACUCUCUGGUGUUCCUGCAGAAAAUAUGGUGGUGACAGACGUGUAUAAUCACAGAUUCCACAAAAUCUUCCAAAUGGAUGAAGGUUUAAAUCAUAUCAUGCCAAAAGACGACAUCUUUGUGUAUGAAGUUUGCAAGCCAAGUGAGGAUGGCUCAGAGUAUGUUACUCUCUCCAUUUACUUUCGGGAAAAGACAGUGAGGCAAUCCAGCAAUACUUCAGGGACUGUGCUCUUUGGGCAGCCACUGUUAAUAUCUGUGCCCAAACACAAGCUCACUGUGGAUCACCUGUACAGUGUGGUUUUGGAACAGAUCAGCCGCUGUGUGAAACUCCCUCUGGCAGAAGAAUACUCCCCACCCUGCCCAGACAGAGGAACCUGCAAUGGCUCCAAUGGUGUGGUUGAAGGUGACAUUGAAGAGAUGGAGCAUCAGGAUGGUGGAGAGGAAGGCAAGGAAAAGCUGACAGAAGUUGACCCCUGCCACUCUGAGGGUUGUAUGCAAGUGGAGUCAGCAAGAGACCUGCAGCCUUGCAAGAAACAGCAUUUCACUUUAAGCCUUGUGAAUUCCUCUGGGACCUCGGAGAUAAACUCCAUUGUUGAAGGAAAAAUCUUAAAACUGAAUGCUUUUUCUGCAGUUGCUAUUGACUGGGAUUCUGAGACACGGAGGCUGCUGUAUGAUGAACAGGAGGCACAGGCAUUUGAAAAACAUGGAAGCAUGCUACAACUACAGAAGAAGAAGGCUGUUGUAGCCCUCAGAGACUGCAUAGAGCUCUUCACUACUAUGGAAACACUUGGUGAACAUGACCCGUGGUACUGCCCUAACUGUAAGAAACAUCAGCAGGCCACAAAGAAGUUUGACUUGUGGUCUUUGCCCAGGAUUUUGGUGGUACAUUUAAAACGCUUCUCGUACAGCAGAUACUGGAGGGAUAAACUUGACACGGUUGUGGAAUUCCCCAUCAGGGGUUUGAACAUGUCCGAGUUUGUCUGCGACCCAAGGGCAGGCUCAUACGUGUAUGACCUCAUUGCAGUAUCCAAUCACUAUGGAGCCAUGGGAGUGGGCCACUACACUGCCUAUGCCAAGAACAAGGUGAAUGGCAAGUGGUACUACUUCGAUGACAGCAGCGUCUCUGUGGCUUCAGAAGACCAAAUAGUGACAAAAGCUGCGUAUGUGCUGUUCUAUGAGCGCCGAAACAGCGAGGAACAUUCUGCCCCCUCUGCUCCCCAAGAAGAGUGUGAUGGCAUGGACACCAACUAAGCACCACCUCCAGCACUCAGCCACCAUGGUAGUGGUUGCUCUUGUAAAGCAAUGCCUGAGGCGCCUGAAAAUUUUUCUUCUUUCUGUAGGGGUCAAGCAGAAAAUCAAACACUGAGAGAUUCAGUGCUGGGGGUUGCAGAAUAGCACUGAAGAGCCAGGAAUAGGUGCUGACACUUGGGUAUUUAGAGGCCAAAAAUAAUAUAUAUUGGAGCUUCAAUAAAGUUCUUUUUAAAAUCUG